GAAAACAAAACUAACCAAAAAACAAGAAAAAAUGGGGAGAAUAAAUAUAUGGGCACUAAUAUUGUAUGUAACAGUAGUGAUGAUGAUAAUCGAAGUAGAAUCAAGUCUUCACAGAGUAGGCGGCGGAAAAUACAAUUGGAAUCAAGAUGUUAACUUUACCGAUUGGGCCAACCACCAACGCUUCUACUCUGGCGACUGGCUCUAUUUUGGGUUUGAUCGAACCCAUCACAACAUCCUCCAAGUAAACAAGAGUAGCUACGAGCAAUGCAUCGACACUGACUUCAUAUUCAACGUGGCACGUGGAGGACGAGAUGUAUUUCAACUUCUUCAACCAAAGCCUUAUUACUUCAUUUGCGGUAGAGGUUAUUGCAUGAAAGGAAUGAAGCUUGCCGUUAACGUCCUUCCUCAACCGCCGCCUUCAAUUCCAAACGUUACCAUCACUCCGGCCUCGACCGCCACUACUCUCAUUAUACCCUUAAACGCUUUAACCGCGGUUGCUAUCACCAUUCUCACCGCCUUCGCCUUUAAAGCUUUAUAA
Messenger RNA from Eutrema salsugineum, 538 nucleotides. Its product is annotated as lamin-like protein. Gene Ontology annotation, molecular function: electron transfer activity. The transcript has 2 exons. Gene Ontology annotation, cellular component: plasma membrane. The record is from RefSeq and is a predicted model, not a curated record. The coding region runs from base 32 to 538 and encodes 168 amino acids. NCBI's taxonomy places the organism in Eukaryota, Viridiplantae, Streptophyta, Magnoliopsida, Brassicales, Brassicaceae.